AUGAGCACAAACAGAUGGUCUGAAGAUAAUUGUGUCAAAAGGGAGUCAAUCGACAAAUGGAUGACUGGAAGUGCUAUCGACAGCCAACUCAAGGCUAAUAUCCGUAUGUUUGCUGUGUUUGACAUGAAUUCAGUGACAGAAGCAGUGGUUGUGACCAAAGAGGAUGAGGUCUUCAGCGUUAAAGUGAGCGCCGGUUCGGUCACUAAACUACAGGCACUCAGCCAUAAGGGAGUCAUUGAAGUGAGUGUAGGCUAUGAACACGUGUGCGCCCUCACCACCGAUGGACACGUCUAUGCCUGGGGUGGUAACCAAUAUAACCAGUUGGGGAACGGGUCGACCACCAGUUCCACUGAACCCAUGAAAGUAUCAUUGAAUGAGAAAGUGGUGGACAUAUCGUGCGGUUAUCGCUACACACUGGCCCUCACAGAUACCGGACAUGUGUAUGGCUGGGGUUAUAACGGUCAUGGGCAGGUAGGCAAUGGCACCGGUAGUAACCAAUCCGUGCCCAUCCGGGUGAAUGGUUUGCUCGAGUCGUGUCGUAUUGUUUCCAUCUCUUGCGGACACUUUCACUCAAUGGCGGUGUCGGACACCGGAGCUGUCUAUUCAUGGGGUUAUAAUGCACAUGGACAGUUGGGUUUAGGGCACAAAACACAACCAACCAGUCCAGUGCUGAUCACACAUUUAAACCACACAUUCAUUUGUCGUGUGUGCAAUGUGGGACAGUUGGGCACCGGUAACACCACCAAUCAAUCCACGCCUAUUCAGUUAGACAAGAGUUUGGGUCCAUUUCGUGAUAUCGCGGCAAAUAUGAAGACUGAUAUAUCGGUCGCUAUUACAGUGGAUGGUGUGGGCUAUGUAUGGGGUCGAUGUCAGCCCCCAAACGGGACUGUAUUACAGCCAAUGAAGACAACAUAUGACUCAUUACACGACAUAUUCGCUGUCUUCUCGAAGCCUACCGUUACCUAUAAAUCUGUUGUAUUGAGUGAUGUGUCCGAAAGUAAGCCAACAAUUUUGAACACCAAUCCAGUUAUGGCUCAUUUGAAUGAGGCUUUCGACGACCCAAACACCAGUAACUUUAAGUUCAUAGUCGAGGGAAAGCCUAUUCACGUCCACAAAGAUAUACUUCGCAUCCGAUGCCAACACUUCCGGUCAUUGUUUGCCAAUUGGAUCGAAGGGGAGAAACAAGAGCUGGAGUUGCCUCAAUACUCGUAUGACAUGUAUAAGUCAUUCCUGCGAUACCUAUACACGGGUGAGGUAUGUGUCGCACCGGAUGUUGGCAUUGAGUUACUAGAUUUGGCCGAAUCUUACUCCGAGACUGACCUCAAGGAUAAGAGUGUCCGACUUAUACGGAACGGUAUUACAGUCGACAACGUUUUACGUGUAUAUACGGCUGCACUUAAGUAUGAGGUCCCUGAUCUGGAGGACCUGUGUUUUAGCUAUGCUUUGGCACAUAUGACUCAAGUCACCCAAACCAAGGCCUAUAUGGAAAUGGAUGCCAUUAUAUGUAGGGAUUUCAUGCUUAAGGCCUCAGCGAAGGAUGCUUUCAAACACUGAAUUCAUGGCAUUUAUAAUGAGUGUUGAAUUAGUUUUGUCGAAAACGACUUAAAGCAGAGUUAUGUGGGCUAUCACUGGUCACAACGUUAUCACACAAACCACUAAAGUGUUACAUUUAUUUCUUAUCAUAUAU
This is a messenger RNA of Oppiella nova, 1687 nucleotides long. The record is from the annotation of a GenBank genome assembly. NCBI's taxonomy places the organism in Eukaryota, Metazoa, Arthropoda, Arachnida, Sarcoptiformes, Oppiidae.